Gracilinanus agilis (Agile Gracile Mouse Opossum) is the source of this 3796-nucleotide messenger RNA. RefSeq names its product mitogen-activated protein kinase kinase kinase 6 (gene MAP3K6). Gene Ontology annotation, molecular function: MAP kinase kinase kinase activity; ATP binding. The transcript is spliced from 28 exons. NCBI's taxonomy places the organism in Eukaryota, Metazoa, Chordata, Mammalia, Didelphimorphia, Didelphidae. Gene Ontology annotation, biological process: MAPK cascade; protein phosphorylation; cellular response to stress. Bases 76 to 3498 code for a protein of 1140 amino acids. The record is from RefSeq and is a predicted model, not a curated record.
GUUGUGCUGGAAGUAAGUGGCUCCCUGGGCCAGCCCUCUCUGUUCUACCACCUUGGAGUGAGGGAGAGUUUCAGCAUGACGAACAACGUGCUCCUCUGUGCCCAAACAGACCUGCCUGACCUGCAGGCCCUCAGGGAAGAUGUCUUCCAGAAAAAUGCUGAUUGCGUUGGAGGCUACACUUUCAUCCCCUACAUGGUGACAGGUCAAGGACGGGUCCUGUGUGGCGAUGCAGGCGUUAUGAAGGGGCUGGCGGAUGGAUUAUUCCAGUCGGGGGCAGGCGCUGAGGCCCUCCUCACCCCCCUGGUGGGCAGGCUUGUCCGUCUGCUAGAGGCUAUACCCACCAACUCCUGUGGCUACUUCCGGGAGACGAUGCGAAGGGACAUCCGCCGGGCCCGGGAGCGCUACUCUGGGGACCAGCUGCGUCAUGAGUUGGGCCGGUUGCAGCGCCGACUGGACAGCGUGGAGCUGCUGACCCCCGACAUCAUCAUGACCCUGUUGCUCUCCUACAGGGAUGUGCAGGACUAUGGGGCGAUCAUCUCUCUGGUGGAGACGCUGCAGGCCUUGCCCACCUGUGAUGUGGCUGAGCAGCACAAUAUCUGCUUCCACUACACCUUUGCUCUCAACCAAAGGAACAGGCCUGGGGACCGAGACAAAGCUCUCUCUGUGCUGCUGCCCCUGGUGCGGCGUGGGGCCGUGGCCCCCGACCUCUACUGCAUGUGUGGCCGGAUCUACAAGGACCUGUUCAGCAGCUCGGGCCUCACUGACACUGGCCACCGCGAUCAGGCUUGUCACUGGUACCGAAAGGCCUUUGAGACGGAGCCUAGCCUUCACUCGGGCAUCAACGCGGCCGUCCUCCUCAUCGCGGCCGGACACCGUUUUGAGAAUUCCGAUGAGCUCCGACAGAUAGGGCUGAAGUUGGGAUGCCUGCUGGGCCGCAAGGGCAGUGUGGAGAAGAUGCAGUAUUACUGGGACGUGGGCUUCUACCUGGGCGCCCAGAUCCUGGCCAAUGACCCCAUCCAGGUGGCCCUGGCUGCGGAGCAGCUCUACAAGCUGAAUGCUCCCCUCUGGUACCUGGCCUCGGUGAUGGAGACCUUCCUUCUGUACCAGCACUUCUCCCCAGCCCCCCAGCCCACAGGGCCCAUGGGCCAGCGGGCGCUCUUCUGGUUGGGCUUCCUCCUGCACUCCUGCCAGCCCUUUGCUGCCACGGAUGAAUGCCCAGUGCUGAUCCUAGAACUGAACAAGGUGCUGCAGCCAGCCAGGCUCCGGGUACAGGAGGGGGACCCCAACGUGGCCGUGACUUUGAGCCUGCUAGAGUCUGAGACAGAGGCUGCCGGCUCUGGCUGGACCUUCCCCGCGGCCUCCAUCCGGGGAGUCAGCAUCUCCAAGAGGGAUGAGCGCUAUUGCUUCCUGUACGUGCUGCACACAGCCCAGGACUUCCAGCUGGGCUUUCCCAGCCACCAGCACUGCCAGUGGUUCUGCAGGCUGAUCCAGACCUUCGUGACACAGCCGGUGCUGCCUGGAGAUGAGGGGAUAGCCACCAAGGAGGUGCUGGAGUUUGAAUAUGAGUACACAGAGACAGGAGAGCGGCUGGUCCUGGGCAAAGGUACCUAUGGGGUGGUGUAUGCCGGUCGGGAUCUUGGCACCCAGGUACGGAUCGCCAUCAAGGAGAUCCCUGAAAGGGACAGCAGGUUUUCCCAGCCCCUCCAUGAGGAAAUUGCCCUGCACAAACGUUUGCGCCAUAAGAAUAUUGUCCAGUACCUGGGCUCCAUCAGCCAGGAUGGUUUCCUCAAGAUUUUCAUGGAGGAGGUGCCUGGAGGCAGCCUGUCUUCCUUGUUGCGGGCCGUGUGGGGGCCGCUUCAGGACAACGAGAGCACCAUCAGCUUCUAUACCCGGCAGAUCCUGCAGGGGCUGAGCUAUCUCCAUGACAACCACAUCAUACACCGAGACAUCAAGGGGGACAAUGUACUGAUCAACACCUACAGUGGGCUUCUCAAGAUCUCGGACUUUGGCACCUCCAAGAGGCUUGCAGGCAUCACCCCCUGUACGGAGACCUUCACAGGGACCUUGCAGUACAUGGCCCCCGAGAUCAUUGACCAAGGCCCCCGCGGCUAUGGCAAGGCAGCUGACAUCUGGUCUCUGGGCUGCACUGUCAUUGAAAUGGCCACUGGACGACCACCUUUCCAUGAGCUGGGCAGCCCACAGGCCGCCAUGUUCCAGGUGGGCAUGUACAAGAUCCACCCCCCAGUGCCCAGCGCCAUGUCUGAGGAGGCCCGAGCCUUCAUCCUUCGCACCUUUGAGCCUGAGCCCAAGCACCGUGCCAGUGCCGCUGCCUUGCUGAAUGACCCUUUCUUGCAGCCCCGGCGUAGAGCCCGAAGCCCCAUGUCAUCCCACCCCAGCCCUCAUCCGACAGGUCUCCCACCAAUCAGUCUAGCUUCCUCAGCUGGGCAAUCACAGACGGUGCCAUGUCCGGGUACCACUCCCCAGACCAGCCCCAUGCCCCCGAAGCGCUGCCUCAGUGAAGGAGGAGCCCCCAACAGCCAGCUUCGGGUGCCCGAGGACUCCAUUGCAGAGCAGAUCUCAUCACCAGAGGAGAACCCACAGCGGUCCCUGAUGCGUAAGGAGAGCGAGCGGAGGGCCAUGCUGGAGCGAGUCCUCAGCCAGGAGCUGCCCACCAUAGUGGAGAGCCUUCAGUGGGCACUGAAGCAGGGCCCCCUUGGGCCACAGCUGAGCCGAGAGCAGAUAGCCCAGCUGGUGAGAGGCCUCCAAAGCUACAUUUGCUCUCCCAGCCGCCGACAGCUGACACAGGAGCUUCAGGCCCUUCAGGAGCAGCUUCAGGACCAGGGACACAGCUCAGCAUUACUCCAAGGACCCCUUUUCGCUUUCCAGGAUGCUGUAAAACGAGUCCUCAGAAGGCAUGAAAUCCGGCCCCACUGGAUGUUUGCCUUGGAUGGGCUGAUGAGCCGGGCAGUGCGGGCAGCCCUGGCUGUGCUGGGGACAGAGUUAAAGAAGUCAGCUAUGGGGGUGCCUGAAGAUGGGAGUGAGGAAGAAGAACAGGAACCUGGGCAAAGGGGUGUACCACCCAGGAGGGUACACUCAAGGGUGCCUGAACAGGAUUCCCUGCCCCUUUUGGCACAGCUGAGCCUCCUACGGGCAGAGACAGGCAGGCUCCUAGGACAGUUGGCAGAGAAGGAGAGGCAAUGCCAAGCAUUAGCCUUCAGGGCACUACAGCAUGCAGAGGAGACCUCAACUGUAACCUUAGUCCCUGGGCCUGCAGAGAUCCCAUCAGCCUCUCCAGGAGACCCCGAGCUGUCCCAGUGGCUGCAGCAGCUAGGUGUAGACUCAGGCACUAUCCAGACACUCUUGAGUCACGGUUUCACCUUACACAUGCUGAUUACCUGUGCUAGUCGAGAUGACCUUGUCUAUACUCGGAUCAGAGGCGGAAUGGUGUGCCGAAUCUGGAGAGCCAUCAUGGCACAGAGGGCUGUGCCAGUGCCCUAGACUCCCACCUCCCAAAGACUCAGGAUGUGAUGGACACAAGCUCAGACUCAUAGAUUUCAUGGCAGCCAGCAGCCUCUCAUGCUUCCAUGCUAUCUGAUAUCCUGGGGCCCAGGAGGCAGCACUUCUUCAUGGUGGGCAGAGGCACCCUUUCUCCACAAAGUAUUGGGAUGGAGAGAGCAAGAGAGCAGGGGUAGCUGAAGAGAAACAGGAUUAACUGCUCUGGGAGCUGACCUGUCCCUAGGAGGGCUUGGCCAAGGGCAGUGGCCAGGCCGGAACCAUUAAAGAGGACACUUUUGUA